UCGAAUAGUCCAGAGCGGGAAACGGGCCGGUCCGCUCCCGAAACGACCGAUAGGAAGGUGGGACUGAAACAAAAGCCGGUGAUUGCCAUCCCGCCGAACGAGGGCGCUGCCGGCGGCGUUUGUCAAAGCGAGCGUGCGCUCUUUCCACUCUCGACUCUCCUAAUCAGAUUAGAGGGCAGAGAGAUCGGGCAGAGCACAGCUUUGUAUAAAACUCCGGGGCGUCCUCGGGCCUGCGGCAAUCACCGCCUGGCUCGUGGUUCAGGUGCUCCUCCCGACUGGGACCGUCCGGGUCAGAGGUCAUGGAAGAGCUGACGGAAUUCGUAUCGAAAUCGUUCAAUCCCGAACGCGGAUUGACGUCUGUUAGCUCACCUUUGCCACACCUGUUAUCGGCUUCGUCCAGAGGUGCUGCGGGUUCCAGAUCACUUCAUAGUGUGGUGGACAGACUGGCUGCUCCUCAUCUUCUUUCCCCUAAUCCACUUCGAGUCACCGGUUCGCCCGUCUCUUCACCUCUGGUAUUGCCUCCUCGACCCCAAAGUGAGGAUACGUCUUCUUCCGAAGGGACGGCUCUGGACAGACAGGAAGAGCGGCUGAGAGUGUGUUCGAGUUCUCCCAGUCUAGUUCCAGCCGCCGCUUCUACUCCAGAUUCCGAUUCUCAAGCCGAAGUCAAAGCAGAAACUUCCACAUCAGAAGAGGCAGAAACGAGGAAGGAAGAAAGAAAAGAGCAAUGUGCUUUAGGUGACAAUGGGCAUCAGCCCAAAGUGAAACAGAGGAGAUCCAGGACUAAUUUCACACUGGAACAAUUAAACGAAUUGGAGAGAUUAUUCGACGAGACGCAUUACCCGGACGCUUUUAUGCGCGAAGAACUGUCGCAACGGUUGGGUUUAUCCGAAGCGCGUGUACAGGUAUGGUUUCAAAACAGAAGAGCAAAAUGUCGGAAGCACGAAAGCCAGAUGCAAAAAAACCUGAUGAUGGCGGCCAGCACCCCGAUCGAGUCUUCUCGCAUCGCACCUUACAUCAACGUCAGCAGUGCCGUGGCCCGACUUCCGCAGGAUCGCUAUCUGGUGCCCACCACCCAUUACUUGCCUUACGCCGAUCCGGCCUUUUUGGCAGCGGCCCAGCACUAUUCGGCCGCGGCCGCAGCGGCCGCCGCACACGCACCCCAUCCACACACCAGUUUCUUGUUUUAUCCUACUCCCACCCACCCCUUCAGCCUGUCUGCCCUGAUGGCAGCGGAACGACUCAACAAUAAAAACUCCAGCAUAGCAGAUCUUCGACUCAAGGCUCAGAAACAUACCGCCGCUCUGGGACUCUAGUCUAUCGUCUUCGAGGUUUCAAAGUGCACCCCGAGUUUUGGCUGAGAAACUAUUAACGAACGCCACCUCGCCAAAAAAUAAGAAAGAAAAUAAAUAAAUAAAUAAAAUAAUUUUCUCAAUAUCGGGAAUACCAGGCCGAAAAUUUCGUAGAUGCACUCUAUGAGACGCUGUUUUUCAUCCCUGUUUUCGUUAUUCAUCCUACGACUUUUGCAGCAGAUGACGUCUAUAAAGUUGUAUUCCAAAAGUUUGUGGAGAAGUUAUUUUUAUGGAUCAAACAACUAGACAUAAACUAGAGAGCUGGCACCAAUCUUUUUGGAUAUAAAAAAAAAUAUAUUUAAAAAAGCGUAGAUUAUCUUCUGUUCGGAACACACUCGAAUACGUAGACUUUUACAUUAUGCCAUAUAAAAAAUCCAAGCUGAUCGGUCAAAAAACAGAAAAAAAAGUGUAGCCGGAAAGUAGAUAUGGCUCGAAUCUGCACGACUUAACCUAUUUUUCGGUU
Centruroides sculpturatus (bark scorpion) is the source of this 1812-nucleotide messenger RNA. Its product is annotated as short stature homeobox protein 2-like. Bases 300 to 1313 code for a protein of 337 amino acids. Gene Ontology annotation, biological process: regulation of transcription by RNA polymerase II. Gene Ontology annotation, cellular component: nucleus. The record is from RefSeq and is a predicted model, not a curated record. Lineage: Eukaryota; Metazoa; Arthropoda; Arachnida; Scorpiones; Buthidae. The transcript is spliced from 4 exons. Gene Ontology annotation, molecular function: DNA-binding transcription factor activity, RNA polymerase II-specific; sequence-specific double-stranded DNA binding.